CAAAAGAGAGAGGGCGCGGCGGGAGAGCUGUGCCGCUCGGCGGCCAGCAACCAGCCCCUGCGGGGCACCCGCCAGGCCGGGGCGUGAUGCUGGCUGCGCCGCCCAGCAGCUUCCCGCCUGCAAGGGGCAGGGCUCAGUUUGCAAAAAGAUGUUUACAGUACUUUCCCGCCAGCCCUGUCAGCAAACAGGUUUCAAGGUGCUCUCCAAAACGUCAACCAUUAUCACUUUGGUAUUUCUGCUUCUAAGCAUAGUUGUUGUUAUUGCUGUUAUACUUGUUCAGAUCAACCACAAAGAGGUCCUUUCUCCAGGACUGAAGUAUGGGAUAGUGCUUGACGCCGGAUCAUCUCGGACUACAGUCUACAUGUAUGAAUGGCCAGCAGAAAAAGAAAAUGAUACAGGAGUAGUAAGCCAAACCUUCAAGUGCAGUGUGAAAGGCCCGGGCAUAUCCAGCUAUGGGAAUAACCCUCAAGAGAUUGUCAAACCCAUUGACAACUGCAUGAGUAAAGUAAAGGAGAAAAUUCCAUCUCACUUGCAUAAAAAUACCCCAACAUAUCUGGGAGCUACAGCUGGAAUGCGACUACUGAGGUUGAAAAACGAAACAGCAGCCAAUGAAGUCCUUGGGAGCAUUCAAAACUACUUCAGAUCCCAGCCCUUUGAAUUUAGGGGUGCUCAAAUCAUAACUGGGCAAGAGGAAGGGGUGUAUGGAUGGAUUACAGCCAACUAUUUAAUGGGCAAUUUCUUGGAGAAAACCCUUUGGAGGAGAUGGGUCCAUCCUCAUGGAGCAGAGACUACGGGUGCGCUUGAUCUAGGAGGAGCCUCCACUCAACUAUCAUUUGUCCCAGAGGAGUGUGUGCAGAACUCCAAUAGCACGUUACAGGUGCAGCUGUAUGGCUAUGAGUACAGUGUGUAUACUCACAGCUUCCAGUGUUAUGGAAGAGAUGAAGCAGAGAAAAGGCUCUUAGCCUCACUAGUGCAGAAUUCAAGAAACAAGACCAAGGUUGAUAAUCCAUGCUAUCCCCAGAACUAUGAAACUGUUUUAACAAUGAAAAGUUUGUAUGGAAGCCUUUGCACGGUAUCUCUAAGGCCAACAAAUUACAACCCAGGCCAACUCAUAAAUUUCAGGGGAACUGGAGACCCAGCUCUGUGCCAAGAGAAGGUGUCCUUAUUGUUUAACUUCACUGCUUGCAAUGACAAGGGGGAAGACUGUUCAUUCAAUGGAGUCUAUCAGCCAAAGCUUAAAGGGAAGUUUGUGGCCUUUUCAGGAUUCUACUAUACAGCCAAUGCUUUGAAUUUAACUGGACGCUUUCCCCUAGCUGCUUUUAAUUCAAGUAUGUGGUUUUUCUGCUCACAGAACUGGAGUCAGCUUCCAUUUAUGCUGCCUAAGUUUGAAGAAGCAUAUGCUAGAUCCUACUGCUUUUCAGCAAACUACCUCUAUUACCUGCUUGUACAUGGAUAUAAAUUUAACACGGAGACUUGGCCCCAGAUACAUUUCCAAAAAGAAGUUGGUAACAGCAGUAUAGCAUGGUCUCUUGGUUACAUGCUGAACCUCACCAACAUGAUCCCAGCAGAAAGCCAGCUGAUCCAGCUACCUGUGAACCCUUUUUUGUUUGCUGGUCUCCUCUUUUUCUUCACAGCCGUGGCAUUGCUGUGUCUCAUCUUUGUUGUUUACUUGUGUGUUGUAUCACGCAUGCGAAAGAAUAUCAAUCAUAUGGACCACGUACUUGCUACAGAAUGAACAGACUCUCAGUGACAGCAGAAGACAAAAACUUGAAAUGUUCUUUGAAGAACUGCAUUUUAGAAAACCAAGGGAGAAAUAAAUAAAUAUAUUUAUAAAAAAAAGGGAAAAAGG
Messenger RNA from Chrysemys picta bellii (western painted turtle), 1849 nucleotides. RefSeq names its product ectonucleoside triphosphate diphosphohydrolase 3 (gene ENTPD3). Gene Ontology annotation, cellular component: plasma membrane. Gene Ontology annotation, molecular function: hydrolase activity. Lineage: Eukaryota; Metazoa; Chordata; Testudines; Emydidae. The record is from RefSeq and is a predicted model, not a curated record.